Messenger RNA from Saccostrea cuccullata (small rock oyster), 3879 nucleotides. Its product is annotated as fibrillin-2-like. Gene Ontology annotation, molecular function: calcium ion binding. The record is from RefSeq and is a predicted model, not a curated record. The coding region runs from base 61 to 3837 and encodes 1258 amino acids. Lineage: Eukaryota; Metazoa; Mollusca; Bivalvia; Ostreida; Ostreidae. The transcript is spliced from 23 exons.
UUAACCAAUAUAACCUUGUUGAACUCUGCUUUCUCGGUCACUAACAGUAAGUGUUUUGUGAUGGCGUCCUUUAUUUUUCUUCUAGUACUUUUGCAGAUAAAUUAUGUCAGUAGCGAGCUGGAGGAAAAUGGGCAGGUUCCCUACGCGUGUGCUACCCCAGGGCCUAUAAAUCACGGGACCGUCCUGACUUGGGGCGGUAAUCUCUUGGUGGAGUACAUUUGUGACGACGGCUUCUUCCCGAUCGGGGAUGUGUUUGGGGCCUGCAUUGAGGAGGAGGGGAAGUGGACCAUUAAUUCCCCCAUAUGUGUAGCUAAGGGUUGCGCGAUUCCCCCCGCUCCGGUGUAUGGUUACGUUAGCAUGGAUGACGAAGGACAAAUCGCUAAAUUCACCUGUGGACGGAGUCACUAUUUGCUGGGGGCCGCCGAAGUUUUCUGUGAAGGGGGCGGACUAUGGAGCAGUCCCUCACCAAAAUGCAUCGGUCCAGGCAGCCGGAACCCGAGCACUGAAAAGCUGAGGGUAAAGAACGAGACAAAAGAAGUAUCUGUUGAGCAGCCUCCAUCUAUAAACUUUACCGCGGAAAUCAGGGAGGCAGACGGCACAUGCAUCCACCAGCGUUAUAGGACCCCUCCGCCCAUUCCCCACGCCACGGCUGUCACCCCUUACCACUACAACAAAUACAAAAGAGUGUGGGUCAUUUACGCUAACUACACCUGCGAUGAGGGUUACCACUUCCAGAGCAAUCACUCCAGAUACAUGUUCUGUCAGAGCUACAAGUGGACCUCUCCAGACCAACCCGUGUGUCUCAAAGAUGUAAUCCAUCCGUGCGUGAGGGAUAACGGAAACUGUACCCAGCUGUGUAUCCCGGGGGAGGGGUUGGACUACUUCUGUGACUGUUACCGUGGAUACGGGCUAGUGAAGGACGGCAAAACGUGUGCUGAUAGGGACGAAUGCGUCAUUGACAACGGUGGCUGUGAACAAGAGUGCCGGAACACCGUAGGCUCGCGAUACUGCCUAUGUAGACAAGGCUAUGUAGCCGUAGGCAACGUCUGUUUUGAUAUUGAUGAGUGCCAGGAAUACAGAAAAAAUCUCUGUCCUGGUGAAUGCAUCAAUACACCUGGAUCAUUCACCUGUAACUGUAGUAUCCCAGGCUACUUACACAGUCCCACAGACAAAUUCUGUGAAGAUGUAAAUGAGUGUAAGGAAAACAAUGGAGAUUGUCAGGAAAUCUGUGUCAACACUGUAGGGUCAUAUCACUGUGAGUGUGGGGAGGGGCUGAAGCUAGAGGUGGACGAUCACAACUGUACAGAUGUGAACGAAUGUGAGGAAUAUGGCCCCCAGAUCUGUAAGAAUGGAGACUGUAUAAACUGGAGUGGGGUGUAUCAGUGUCUCUGUCACCAUGGAUACCAGCAACACAAGGAUGGCAUACACUGCACAGAUUUAAAUGAAUGUUUGGAUGGAAACAAUGGAGGUUGUCAGGAUCUGUGUGUUAACACUGUGGGUUCCUACCACUGUGCCUGUUCCUGGGAAGGGUACCAGCUAGACCGAAAUAAAACAGAAUGUAUAGAUGUUGAUGAGUGUGCCGCAGACAAUGGUGGAUGUGAGAACUUGUGUAUCAAUACAUAUGGUGCUUUUUAUUGUUUCUGUGAGGAUGAAGGGUUUGUGGUUCAUGAGAAUGGGAAAAACUGUACAGCUUGCAGAAACCACCAAUUCAUUGAUGACAGGAAAAAACUGUGUAUAGACUGCCCAGAGAACUCCAUAGCAACACAGACCCAUAUAGCCUAUUCCUUGAAGGAUUGUUAUUGUGACAGUGGUUACCAAGGAGACCCAGGAAGUGGCCUGGAUUGUCUGGAUAUAAAUGAAUGUAUAGACAAUACAUUGAACUGCUCUGGAGGAUGCUUGAACCUGCCAGGAAAUGCCAUCUGCACGUGCCCAAUGGGCUUCUUCCUGGAAAAGGACAACAUGACUUGUAGUGAUGUGGAUGAAUGCCUUAGCCAUGAUGGAGGGUGUGAGGGGACGUGUGUGAAUACCCAGGGGUCCUAUCACUGUCUCUGUCCAGUGGGGUACGAACUUAACUUUGACAACCACACAUGUCUCGACAUAAAUGAAUGCUGGCUAAACAACUUCAACUGUCUCCAUGAAUGCAUAAAUCUUGCUGGCAGUGCUGAAUGUGCAUGUUACCAGGGUUACGACUUGCAGGAUGAUGGGAAAUCUUGUGUCGAUGUAGAUGAAUGUGCUGAGUCAGGAGUAUGUGAGGACACUUGUACUAACACGGACGGAUCCUUCCGGUGCAUGUGUACAGACUCUGGCUACAAACUGUCCUGGGAUGACUCCUCAUGUUCUGAUAUCAAUGAGUGUAUGGAGGGCGAGAACGACUGUGAAGAUCACUGCAUCAAUGUCCUUGGCUCGUAUCGCUGUGAGUGCACUCAGCCCGGGUACACUGUAAGCUCGGAUGGACACACCUGUGAAGAUGUAGAUGAAUGUCAAAUGCCAAAUCUGAACAAGUGUAAACAUCGCUGUCUGAACCUGAAUGGAGGAUUCACGUGUCGAUGUCACCCGGGGUACACCAAUAUUGGCUACUAUGACUGUAUACCAUGUGCUGUUGGUUACUAUAGCAACAUAACUGACUUUGAUUGUGUGAAAUGCCCUGUACUCUCUACAACCAAGGCCAUAGCGAGCAUCUCCAUCGAUGACUGUGUUUGUGUGGAGGGUUACCAUGGUAAACUGGCUCGGGGAGAGGCUUGCACAGAUGUCAAUGAAUGUGAGAUAGAUAACUUUGGAUGCGAACACAAUUGUUAUAACACCGAAGGUUCCGCGAAGUGUGGUUGUAGGGAAGGGUACCAGCUUAGUGAAGACGGCAGGAACUGCACAGAUGUGGACGAGUGUAUAUUUAACAGUCACUACUGUAUUGACCAGUGUAUCAACUUACCAGGGACAUUCAAGUGUGGAUGUAGGCAGGGCUUUGUUAUUGGAUAUGAUGGACGCUACUGCAAUGAUGUAGAUGAGUGUGCCACAGAACACUUGUGUGAGGACAGAUGUGAGAAUACCUGGGGAUCGUAUGUCUGUCUGUGUGGCAGACCAGGCACAGUGCUGGCAGCUGAUGGCAUCUCCUGUAUCCCAUCCUUUGAAAAGCUCCAGUGUCCUGAGGACAUCUUUAUUGACGUAUUCCAACACUAUCCCUUUGCUGAAAUUGAUGUCCCUGACCUUGUGAACCUGGAUCAUGUGACUGUGACCCCAGAGUGGAUUCGGAACAAGAAGGAGUAUCCUGUGGGGUCAGUGACUGUGACAAUACAGACACACCCUAACGCCCUCCUCAAUGACUCCUGUACCUUCACUAUCAAUGUCCUGGAAAUCUGUGAUGUAGGGAAAUACAAAGCUUCAAACAGCACCAAGUUUGCGGCAGUCUGUUUGAAUUGUGAAAUCGGAACCUACCAGAAUGAGCGUGAUAAAACCUCCUGUAAACACUGCUUCCAGGGAAUGUAUCAGGAUGAGACUGGCCAAUCAGAUUGCAAGUAUUGUGCACCUGGAACUUUCCAAAAUAGAACUGGUCAAUCAAAAUGUUUGUUAUGUCCUGCUGGGGCCUAUCAAGAUGAAUAUGGACAACACAAGUGUAAGAUGUGUCAUGCUGGAACAUUCCAGUGGGAGGAAGGUCAGGACAUUUGUUUCUACUGUCCUGUGGGUACGUCCCAGGAUUUAACAGGUCAGGCCAAAUGUAAGCCAUGUAAAGCAGACUAUUACCAGGACGAGAUUGGUGCCAGUCGGUGUAAAGUAUGUCCCCCUGACAUCCGGCUAUACCCGGACAAUGUGGCCAUCCAGCAGCAGUGUCCUGAACUCAACUGAAAUGUUAAAUUCUGUAAUUACAGUAACAAACUCUAAAUUCUG